This is a messenger RNA of Aplosporella prunicola CBS 121167, 1659 nucleotides long. RefSeq lists its product as uncharacterized. The record is from RefSeq and is a predicted model, not a curated record. Gene Ontology annotation, molecular function: amino acid transmembrane transporter activity. Bases 1 to 1659 code for a protein of 552 amino acids. The transcript is spliced from 7 exons. Gene Ontology annotation, biological process: amino acid transmembrane transport. Lineage: Eukaryota; Fungi; Ascomycota; Dothideomycetes; Botryosphaeriales; Aplosporellaceae. Gene Ontology annotation, cellular component: membrane.
AUGGCAACCAAAUCAGUUCGCUCCAAGGGCUCUCUGGAGUUCCACACGGACGAUGUUCCGACAUACGAGUCCAAGGGGGAGGUGGACUUCAUUCCACGUACCACCCAGACCGAGUACCAGGGUAUCUUCUCUCCGCGCAAGAUGCAAGUCAUUGCCCUGGGAGGAAGUAUCGGUAGCGGUCUCUUCAUCACCACGGGCCGCGGUCUUGAGUCUGCAGGCCCGGCAGGUUUUGUUUUCGGUUAUGGCUUCGUGGCGAUCCUUGUCUACUGCGUUCUUCAGCUCCUCACUGAGAUGACCAUUGCGUUCCCUGUCUCUGGUAACCUCUUUGAGUACGCCGACAGAUUCGUCGACCCUUCAUUGGCUUUCGCCGCCGGCUUCGCAGAGUGGCUUGCUAACCUCCUUAUUGGCUGGACUGCUGUCAUCGGAGCCGAAGCUACCAUGUUCACGGUUUUGAUCAACUACUGGGCCGGUGGCUCUGUCCACGAGGCUGUCUGGCUUACCCUUUUCCUUGUUAUCACCUUUGGACUGUUCUUCCUGCCCAGCAAGGCUUUUGCUUGGUUUGAAUACUGCACGUCCCUCGUCAAGGUCACGGCUUUCCUCACCAUCUUCUUCUCGUCCAUUGCCAUCAUGGCCGGCGGUGGUCCCACCGGAAAGGUUCACACUGGCGAGACCUGGAGGGACUACGUUAAGUUCAAGAACGGCUUUGCUGGUAUUGCUCAAGCGAUGAUGUUGGCCUGCUGGGCAUACGGUGACCAAGUCUUCAUCGGUAUCAUGGGAGGAGAGGCCAUGUUCCCGCGUCUAUCGAUGGCCCGCGCCUGCAAGAUGGUCACUGGCCGCAUGUUCAUCAUCUACAUGUUGUCCAUCAUGUGGAUCUCGCUGCUCGUGCCCGAGAACGACCCCCGCCUGUACGGUGGCGGAGGAGCUGCCGCCUCGCCUUUCAUCAUCGCCAUGAAGGACGCCGGUAUCGAUGGCCUUCCCGACUUCCUCAACGGUGUCAUCAUGGUCGGCGUCACUGCCAUUGCCUGCGAGAGUGUCUACAUUGCGUCUAGAACCCUGCGCAGCUUGGCGGCCCAGGGCCUCGUAUUCAAGUUCAUGGCCACUGUCGAUGCCCACGGAAGGCCGAGGUGGAGUCUGUUCGUGACCAGCGUUGCGGCCGUCAUCCUCACCUAUCUCAACCUGAGCAGCGGCGGUGUUGAAGUCUUCACGUGGUUCACGUCCAUCACCUCGUCGUCCUUCUUCUCCAUCUGGAUCGUGCUGGUCAUCACGUCGUGGCGGUUCCGCGCCGCGCUCAAGGCGCAGAACGACCCCCUCUUCGACCAGGUCUACGCCUGGUCCGCCAGCUUCUACAACGUCACUCUCGGCGUGCUCGCCGCGGGCUGCGCGUUCCUGACCGCCGCCUGCAUCUACAUCGGUCUCUUCCCUCUGAACGGCGACGGCGUCUCCGUCUCCUCCUUCUUCCAAUACGUCCUUGGCCUCAUCCUCAUCAUCACCAGCACCAUCGGCUACAAGCUCAUCUACAGGACCGAGUUCCGCGACGUGCGCACCGUCGACCUCGUUUCCGGGCGUCGGCCCCUCACCGAGAGCGAUAUCGAGGAGCUCGCCGCUUACUACAAGCAGCCCAUAUGGCGCCGCUUCUCGAGCUAUUUCACGAUUUGGUAG